UUUCAACUCUCUGAUUUUCUUCGAUGCUCAGUGCUGAUAAGACCCCAGCAGGCGCAGGAUGACUGUGGUGCUGGGUCCUGCCACCCGGCCAUUGGGGACCUCCUCCUGGGUCGCAGCAAGCAAUUAACAGCCUCGUCAACCUGUGGAUUGAAGAGCCCUCAGAAGUACUGCAUUAUAGGCUACCUCGAGGCUGAACAGAAGUGCUUUCUCUGUGAUUCCAGGUACCCAUAUAACCCCUAUAUGCAGCACAACAGCCACAUGAUUGAAAAUGUUAUCACAACUUUUGAGCCUGAUAGGAAAAAAAAGUGGUGGCAGUCAGAAAACGGUAUUGACCAUGUCAGCAUUCGACUGGACCUGGAAACCUUAUUCCAGUUCAGCCAUCUUAUCCUGACCUUUAAGACAUUUCGGCCUGCAGCAAUGCUGGUUGAACGCUCCACCGACUUUGGACAGACCUGGAAAGCGUUUAGAUAUUUUGCACAAGACUGCGCAGCUUCUUUUCCCAACAUCUCUUCUGGUCCAGCAAAGGGUGUGGGGGAUGUCAUUUGUGAUUCGAGAUAUUCAGACAUUGAGCCCUCCACUGAAGGCGAGGUUGUCUUAAAAGCUUUGGAUCCCAGCUUUGAAAUAGAAAACCCAUACGUGCCAUAUAUCCAAGAGCUCAUUACGAUGACAAACCUAAGGAUCAACUUCACCAAACUCCACACCCUCGGGGAUGCUCUGCUUGGAAGAAGGCACAGUGACCCCCUCGAGAAGUACUACUACGCUGUCUAUGAGGUGGUUGUGCGGGGCAGCUGCUUUUGCAAUGGUCAUGCCAGCCACUGUGAUCCCAUGCAGAAUCUGCGGGGUGAUGCCUUCCAUCAGCCCGGGAUGGUCCAUGGGAGAUGUAUCUGCCACCAUAACACUGAAGGCCCAUCCUGUGAAAGAUGUAAAGACUUCUACAAUGAUGCUCCCUGGAGGCCAGCUGAAGGGGCACAAGAUAACGCCUGCAAACGCUGUAACUGCAAUGGCCAUUCUGGCAGAUGCCACUUUGACAUGGACGUGUACCAGGCCAGCGGUGGGGUCAGCGGCGGGGUCUGUGAGGACUGCCAGGACAACACCACGGGGCAACACUGCGACCAGUGCAAGCUUUUCUUUUACCAGGACCCACGCAAAGCCAUCUCAGACCCUCACGCGUGCCUCCCCUGCAGCUGUGACCCAGAAGGCACAUUGCACAACGGCAUGUGUGAAAGCCGCACGGAUCCUGCUCUGGGGACAGUGGCGGGUCGGUGCCCGUGCAAGGAGAACGUGGAGGGCGUCCGCUGCGACCGCUGCAGGGCGAACCACUACGGGCUGAGUGGCAGUGACCCCCUGGGCUGCCAGCCCUGCAGCUGUGAUGCCUUUGGCACUCUGCCUUUCUCCAUCUGCGACCCUGCCAGCGGCGAGUGCCUCUGCCAGCAGUUCGCCACAGGCCGACGCUGUGAGAAAUGCGUUGUGGGAUAUUGGGGUCUUGGCAAGAGCUUGUAUGGCUGUUCUCCAUGUGACUGUGACAUUGGCGGAUCCCAGAAUAACUUGUGCUCACCAGAGGACGGUCAGUGCCAGUGCCUUCCCAACAUCGUGAGCCGCCAGUGUAACGAGCCAGCCCCAGGAUACUUCUUUUUACCCCUGGAUUAUUACAUUUAUGAAGCUGAGCAUGCAACGUCCCUUUCUGGCUCUGCACCCUUGGUUAAACCAACUGCUCUUCCAAGGUGUGACGUCUACUUCCAGAAGCAAGGAUAUGAGUUCACGAUUGAAAAUGGAAAGAUUGUGUUAAACAGGAGCAAAAAACGAAGCGUAAGAAAAGCUGGACUUGGGCAGGAUGCCAUUCAGUUGGGACAGGGCUCGGCUGCGGCAGUGGUUUUCAGGCAGCCCAGUGCUGGCCGGUCCGUCACGUGGACAGGAGCUGGCUUUGCCCGUGUCCUCAGUGGAGCUGGGCUGAGAUUUGCCAUCAACAAUAUUCCCUUCGCUAUGGACUUUGAUAUCGUGAUCCGUUAUGAGCCUGAGACCUUAGAAGACUGGCUAGCAAGCGUCACCGUUCAGCCUACUGGUGCUUUGUCAAGUGAACACUGCAGAACCCAGGGCUUUUCACAGGAGCCACAGGCAUUGGCUCUCCCAGCUGCGAAGAGGAUUGCCCUUCUGCAAACUCCAGUCUGCCUGGAGCCAGAAACAGAGUAUUCUGUGGACGUGUAUUUCUCUCAGCCCUCUGCCUCUGGCCCAAAGGCUAAGUCAUUCAUCUUGAUUGACUCUCUUGGACUUAUUCCCAGAAUCAGCUCUGUGGAAAAUUUAUGCAGUAAGAAGGAUUUAGAUGACUACCAAAAGUAUCACUGCAUUGAAAUUGCAGCAGAAGUUGGACCUCACAUCCUGCCUGAGGCAUGCUCACGGCUGAUCGCCAGCAUGUCUGCCCGCAUUCACCACGGUGCCGUCGCAUGCAAGUGCAAUCCCCAAGGGUCGCUGAACGCCAGCUGCAGCAGGCUGGGGGGGCAGUGUCACUGCAAAGCCAACGUCGUGGGACGCUGCUGCGACACCUGUGCUGCGGGCAGCUACGGCUUUGGCUUCCACGGCUGCUACCCAUGCGAGUGCCACCCGCAAGGCUCGGUGAGCUCGCUGUGCGACCAGGUGACGGGGCAGUGCGCCUGCCGCCAGGACGUCGAUGGGCAGCGCUGCAGCCGGUGCCUGCCUGGGUAUUUUGGGUUUCCCCACUGCCGCCCAUGCCCGUGUAAUGGCUACGCAGAGCUUUGCGACGCAGUGACCGGCGACUGCCUCAACUGCAGCAGGUUUACGGCUGGAAGCCGCUGUGAAAGGUGCAUGGAUGGCUAUUAUGGAAACCCCCUGAACAGAGAACCCUGCCGCCCAUGCAUGUGCCCAGGGGCACCUACAAGCAAGAGUUUUUUUGCACAUUCCUGUUACCAGGACACCCAGACUGCAGAAUUAGUCUGCAACUGUCUCGAGGGAUAUUCAGGCCGGCAGUGUGAUGAGUGUCCCAGUGGGUUUUACAAAAACCCAGGAAGCCCCACGGAGGGCUGUGCACCAUGCCCCUGCAACAACAACAUUGACAUGACCGACCCAGAGUCCUGUAACAGAGUCACCGGGGAAUGCAUCAAGUGUUUGUACAACACCCAUGGAGCACACUGCCAGUUCUGCAAACCCGGGUAUUUUGGCUCAGCCCUUGCUCAGGACUGCCAAAUCUGCACAUGCAAUCUCACAGGUGUCCUCCCUGCCAUGUGCCCAGGGAGGGACGCAGCCUGCCUGUGUGACCCGGCCACUGGUGCUUGCCCCUGCCUGCCCAACGUGGUGGGCACAACGUGCAACCAGUGUGUGCCUGGCUACUGGGACCUGGCUAGCGGAAAAGGAUGUCAGCUCUGCGACUGUGAGACGAAAAACACCCAAAGCAACCAGUGCAACCAGCUUACAGGCCAGUGUCCAUGUAAGCCUGGCUAUGGUGGAAGACGUUGUGACGAAUGUGAGGAAAAUUACUUUGGCAAUCCCCAGGUGCACUGCAUUUCAUGUGCGUGUAACCUGGAGGGAACCAGCCAGCCCCAGUGCGACAAAGCCACCGGCGCGUGCAACUGCCGUGCUGGUGUCACGGGGUGGUUCUGCAACCAGUGCGGCCGUGGCUUCGAGAAAGACUUUCCCACUUGCCGUCAGUGUCACCUGUGUUUUGAUCAGUGGGACGCCGAAAUUACUGCCCUCGCCCAGACUGUUCAAGGGCUAAUGAGGUUUGCUGCAAGUCUGGAGGAUAAAGUAGGACGAAUGCCCAGCUGUGACAUGCGCUUCAAAGCCUUUGAAGAUGCCAUUUCUGAAACUGAACGGAUUUUGAAGCAUCCUGUUCUUUCACUGGAGGCACUUGCAGGCAUCAAGGAUUUUCAUGGCUACGUUCAAGAAAAAGUUGCACAAAUGGGUCCCCUUCCUAGAAUGCUAUAUGAAUUUCCCGACCUUAAUGAGAACAUUGAAGAUAUUAGGGAAGAAGCUGACCUUGUCUACGAACUUCUACAACAGAAAAGACAUCUGCAUCACAGUUUUCAUUACUUGAACCUCAAAGAGGCCAUCAGCAACAUUAGGAAACACUUAGAAAUGUCAUUGCUGGCAGAAGAGAAAAGCAGUGGGACAACCCCAGUCAUAAGAUACUCGGAGUGCACCAGGAACAGCACGCUCACUGUGAUGGGCCAGCAGGCCUUGAAAGGAAGCAAUGUGCUGGAGCAGCUCAAGAUGAUCAAGAUCCCUGACAUCCAAAACUUAAAUGAAAAGAUCUGCGGGGUGCCAGGGAACCUGCCCUGUGCUGCAGCAGCCUGUGGUGGUGGCCCAAACUGCAGCGGAGCUCUUCCCCUCUCCUCCUCAGCCUUCAGGAAGGCUGAGGAGACUGCUGUCCUGUUAACCAACUUGACUACUCAGCUACGGGAACCUGAGAAUCAGUAUUUCCAGGUUGAAAGCAUCAGAAAGAUGGCAGAAGACACCAAGCUGAAAGGUUCGCUGUUUAAUGGGGAACUGGAGAGAGCUAAGAACCAGAUUGAAGUUGACCAAGAAAUCACAAAGGAGUUCAUCAAAAAAGUGAAAGACUUCUUGAUAGAUGAGAGCGCGCCUCCGGAAGACAUUGAGAAGGUGGCGAGUUACGUCCUGGAAAUCAACCUGCCCCUGACUCCACGAGAGCUAACAAGCAUGCUUGGCAAAAUCCAAAGCAUUAUGGCCCACUGUCAGAAGUAUAAACUGAACGCAAAUAAGAGAAACAGGAAAAUGGAAGCGGCUCAGACACUGCUGGGGGAGGCACAAGAUGCUGACAAAGCAGCUAAAGCUCUUCCACCUGUGCGUGACAUUAAUGAGAAACUAAAAAAUGCUGUGAGCUCCCAAGGACGCUCCAAAAACACCUUCAUAAAGUUGAAUGAAGAAAUAAAAGGAAUCAGAACACAAAUCUCACAGGCUGAGAACCAACUCAACAAGACAGGAGAUGAACUCAAUGACUUUUCAGCAAAACAGUCCAAGGUGGAAGGUGGAAUCGCCACGUUGAGGACGAAAAUGCUGAUGAACAGGAAUCAAGCUACGAAUGCAAGAGCAGGGGCAGAAGCAGCAUUCAAGCGAGCUCAGAAAAUUGACAACGAAUUUGCUGCCGUUAAAAGGAAGUACACUGUUCUUCAAGACAGACUGAAAGCCAAAGGGCCUCCUAAAGCAACUCUAGCAAAAGUGAAGCAGCUGAAAGAAGAAGCGGAAAAACUGGCUGAAGAGAUUGAAAAAAAAAUUAGAAGAGUAACAGAUUUGGAGAAGAAGCUUCAGGACCUGAAUCAAACCAAGCAAGACAAGGCAGAGCAACUCAGACAACUCGAGGAGCAAGUGAUAGCCAUCACAAAUGAAAUUACAGAGCAGGAAAGCAAGUAUGCAACAUGCAAAAGCUAAGGGCUGAGCAGACCAUGAGGUAAAGUGCAACUGAGUCACCUCCUGAGCACGGGGUGGCUGUCCUCUGUACAUAAAUCUGAAGGUGUAUGCAGUAUUUUGGCACAGGGAAUAAUGUAACUUUCUCUUGAUUUUUUAACCUGGUUGGGUACAUAUGGGAAGAGGAAAUACCUUUUAAUAAAACACCUGAUGAAGUAAUCA
Molecule: messenger RNA, 5592 nt
Organism: Anas platyrhynchos (mallard)
Lineage: Eukaryota; Metazoa; Chordata; Aves; Anseriformes; Anatidae
Gene: LAMB4
Product: laminin subunit beta 4
Biological process (GO): axon guidance; cell migration; animal organ morphogenesis
Cellular component (GO): laminin trimer
Source: RefSeq, a predicted model, not a curated record